This is a messenger RNA of Stylophora pistillata, 2472 nucleotides long. Its product is annotated as sterol O-acyltransferase 1. Gene Ontology annotation, biological process: cholesterol metabolic process. Gene Ontology annotation, cellular component: endoplasmic reticulum membrane. The record is from RefSeq and is a predicted model, not a curated record. Lineage: Eukaryota; Metazoa; Cnidaria; Anthozoa; Scleractinia; Pocilloporidae.
CAUAGGGAGGUGAGAAUUUAUAAUUCGACGAUUUUUUGGAGUUCUGUAAUAUUUUUUGAGGAUCUAGAUGAGAUUGUUUACAUUUAAUUCAUGUCUGAGUCCCGAUUUUAUUAUUUACGAGUUGUUUUGCUUCGCGUGACUAUUUUGAAAUAAGACCUAACGUGACGUGACUAGUCCGAGGUUUCCUGAUAACCUUGUCGUCUUCUUGCGGUGCCUGGUCUCUAAGCAGUGGCCAAGGUCAUGCCAAUCUCAACCUAAUGGUGCGGUAGCAAUGGCUUCGUCAUCUAAUCUUCGAAGGAGGCAAAUUCGCGCUAUGAAUGGAGGCGCCAAUUUCUUAGACAAGGAACACGAAAUGGGUCGCGCACGAGCGCAAGAAGUUCGCCGACGUGCAGAGCAAUUGAGAGCGGAAUUGGUGGAACAGAUCGAUGGUCAACUCAAUGAGUUACUCGAUGACGUCCUUCACGAUGUGGAUCACUUGGAAUCUGUCGUAGAUUACUCGUUUGCUAGAGACAAGCUAACUGGAAAUAAAGUAUUUGUGGCAAGGCAGUCAUUAUUGACGGAACUCCUUGAAGUUAAUCAUAUCAAGACAAUCUACAACAUUUUUGUGGCGUUACUAAUCGUGUUUAUUACAAAUACUGUAGUCUAUGAUUACAUUGAUUCAGGAAGUCUUUCCUUGGACCUCUCAAUACUGAAAUGGGCAUUUGGAAAACCUUCGACUGUUGUCAGCUUAUGGCUUGUAAUGAAGGCCAUGGCACUGGCUGCAUUUCCUCUUUUCAUGGCUUGGCACACAAACCGGCAUUCGUGGCUGCCUCUACCAGACCUAGUCUGGCUUGCUUUUUACAUAGUCUACAUGGCUGUAUUUGUAAUAUUCCCCCUUCAGGAAGUGUGUCAACAGAACCUUCCACCUGCUUCAUCAAUUAUCAUCCUUGCAGAACAGAUUAGAUUUAUGCUGAAAGUGCAUGCAUUUGUCAGAGAGAGCACACACAAGGUGCUGUCCUACAAAAAGUCAAAAGUGCUAAAGAAGAACUCAGAGUCAUCAGCAGAAAUGGAUCAAGCUAACGAGGGAGAUAUUGAUGCUGCAAAUGAGGACAAACUUGAGAAAGAAAAGCAGUCAUUACCAGAGUUUGGACAGUACCUGUAUUUCUUAUUUUGCCCAACGCUCAUCUACAGAGAUCAGUACCCCAUGACGCCUUGUAUUAGAUGGAAUUACGUGGUGUCCAACUCGUUACAAACUUUGACUUGUAUCUUCUACACGUACUAUGUCUUUGCCCGUUUUUGUGUGCCUGUGUUCAGGAAUAUUGGAAAGGGACAUUGGAGUUUCAAACAUUUCACGUUGUCAGUGUUCAGCUGUAUGCUUCCCGGAACAAUGGUUCUUGUUCUCGGUUUCUUUGCCAUCCUUCACUCCUGGUUAAAUGCCUUCGCGGAAAUGACCAGGUUUGCUGACAGAAUGUUUUACAAGGAUUGGUGGAACGCAACUUCGUACGCUGACUACUACCGCACGUGGAAUGUUGUAGUGCACGAUUGGCUGUACGCGUACAUCUACAGGGAUGUUCUAAUUCUUGUUAAAAACCGUCAAGUGGCAACGGUGACCGUGUUUGUGUUGUCCGCCAUUGUUCACGAAUACGUGUUAAUGUUCGCUUUUCGCUUCUUCUUUCCGAUUCUCCUCUUCAUGUUUGGUGGCAUUGGAUUGUCCUUUGUGUUCUUGAAACCAAAGAAACAUGUUGAGAACAUAUCUCAGGCUUGGAACGUGUUUAUGUGGAUCACGCUGAUCCUCGGUAAUGGGCUGUUAAUGUGCUUGUACAGUCAAGAAUGGUUUGCCCACCGAAACUGCCCCAGUAAGAGUAAAUCAUUUCUGGAUCAAUUAACUCCUCGAUCUUGGAGUGAGGAGUGUCUACAACUGUACCAACACACGCAAUAGAGAAAACGCAUCGACAUGACAUAUACAUGCAUCACAUGUAACGUGUACAGGGAAACAAAUUACCUAUCAUGAUCAUAAGCUAGAAGCCAAUUCUUCCCUACUGUUAUAAAUGAUGAAAGAGAGUCUUUUUAAUUUCCCAAGGAAAUUGAUUUGAUAUUUUUAUGUGACUUUUAUUUGUUCUGAUUCAAUCGAGAUUAACCUUUGACCCCUAAGAGGGACUGGUAUCUAAGUUCUUCUGACAAUAUCACCCUGGAAUGUCAUAUUAAGGCCAUGAGAAUAUAAGAAACGAUCAGCAACUAAGGAAGCUCUUGAUUGAUAAACCAAUUCUCCUUGUCAGCACCUUAGGAAAUGUAUAGAGAACAGUAUGGAGAAUAUGCAAAGUGAUAUUUGGGUAAAAAGGGUUAACUCACUCCCCCUUUUUAACUUAAAGGAUUUUAGCGCAGGAAUUGAAUUGGACACUUUUAAGAGUUCAUCGGUUUUUUUGGAUCAAUUUCGAAGACAAUUGGAAACCUUGACGUGAAAGGGAAAAUAAUAAAACAGAACACCUUGCCAAA